Styela clava is the source of this 831-nucleotide messenger RNA. Its product is annotated as BLOC-1-related complex subunit 8-like. The record is from RefSeq and is a predicted model, not a curated record. Gene Ontology annotation, cellular component: BORC complex. Lineage: Eukaryota; Metazoa; Chordata; Ascidiacea; Stolidobranchia; Styelidae.
AAAAUCGAGUCAACAGUAACACAAACGGUGGUGGCUAUUAUAAUUUUCUUCGAAAAUUUAAAAUAUACGGUAACUAAUAAUUAACAAGUGCAAUCACACAACAUUUUUCAUAUGGCACAUCUUGACAUGUCAUCUACUUUAAGUUUGAACCAACGACUAAGAUUUCAUUAAAAGACUAGCUGACAAGUUCUGGGAAUUCCCCUGGUACGGUACGGGUGCAGUAUACUUGACGUCCAGUAGGAACCAGUCAGUUAUUUUCACUCGGCAUUUUUUUGGACAUGCACAGCAGCUCGAUUCAGCCAAUGGCUGCUUCAAUGCAACAUAGGCCAGAGAGGGAGUUAGACUUGAAAGUCAAAAGAGCCUCCGUUGGAGUUAAUGAAACUGUACACAUGAUUGCAAACGAACCUUCACUUGGACUGUACCGCAUACAACAACAUGUAAAAAAGACUCUUCCAAGGGUAGUUAAUGCCAGCAAUGACAUGAAGAAAACAAAUGACCAAAUCAAGGGGCUUGUGUAUGAUGCUAAUUAUGCAACAGAUGCUAUCGAUAGCAUAUUUAACAGCAGUGAAGCAUUUUCAAAUAUUGAAAAACUUUUACGAGAGUCUACUUCGAAUGCUGCAAUUGUGAAAAUGAAAAAGUCAACUUCAGCUCAUGUACUGUGAUGUAUUACGACCAACUUUUCUUUUAUGUUGUACUUUCAAAAUAUGUAGUGGAGGUUUUUCUAGCAUAUGAAUUGUUGGGUCUCACAAUUUCUCUAUUUUUAAGAUGAGAAAGGACACCUUGAGGGUCUUUUUUAAUUAAAAUUUGCUUCUCUCGCCUCUAAAAUGUCAA